Molecule: messenger RNA, 922 nt
Organism: Eupeodes corollae
Lineage: Eukaryota; Metazoa; Arthropoda; Insecta; Diptera; Syrphidae
Product: adenosine 5'-monophosphoramidase HINT3-like
Exons: 3
Coding region: 190-603 (137 amino acids)
Molecular function (GO): catalytic activity
Source: RefSeq, a predicted model, not a curated record
UCGUCUUGUUGGACUCAUCACAUCAUAGAGUACAGACAGAGAGGCAGAGGGUAAUCUCAGCUGAGUUUGGGUGGACGUUUUGUUAUCACAACAUUUUACUCCUGACGAAAAAAUAGUGUCGUAAAAUUGCAGUUUAAAAAAAAAUUUAAAUUAAAUAAAUUGAUCUAAAACUAAAUAAAAAAACUAAUCAUGAGUAGGUGCGUGUUUUGUGAUAUUGUUGGUGGAAGAUCACCAGAUACAAAUAUCGAAUAUGAAAACGAUAAGAUAGUGAUUUUUAGGGACAUAAAACCUGCAGCGGAGAAUCAUUUCCUGGCCGUUUCAAAAAUUCAUUAUGAAAGUGCUAAAACAUUGCGAAAAGAGCAUAUUGAUUUGAUUGACCUUAUGGAGAAAUCCUUAACAGAUCACUUAACUAACAUGGGAGUCGAUACAAAAGAUUCUCUUUAUGGGUUUCAUUGGCCUCCAAUGAUAAGUGUAAAGCAUUUGCAUAUGCAUGCGAUUGCUCCAGCUUCGAAAAUGUCGCUAACUUAUCGUCUGAUGUUCAAAGCAGAUUCGUUUUGGUUUAGGACACCUGAAUCAGUUCGGCAGACAUUGAGAGAAAGUUAAUUACUUAACAAAACAAAAACAGAAAAAACAACAUAAAAAAUACAUAUUCCAAGUUUUUAAUCUUCCAUUUUAGAAUAUGUUAAAUUAAUUAAUUAUAAUAAUAACAAAAACCUUCUGGGUUUCAUAUCUGUCAUUCAAUAUUCUCAUUGUAUCAUAUUGGGCUUUGAUGUAAUUAAAAAAAGUAAAGCUUUGUUGUUAAAACUAUAGUAAAUAUUGGUAAAGUAGUGUUUGCCAAUUUUAAAUUAUGUUUUAUUCUUUCUACUAUACAUUAUAUUAAAUGUUAAGACUCAAAUAAAAAACUUUCAUGUUCAUUAUUACA